AAAAAAGUACUCUUUAAGUUGGUAUGUUCUUAUUGUUAUCUAGAUCCAAGCGUGAUGGAAAUUGAGCCUUUUUCUUUGAUUAGGAUUGGAUAAGCAUUGAAUUGAAAUGAUAUUUAUCCAAAUAAAAUAUAUAAAUACGUAGUGGUUAUGUCGAAAUGACUUCUCUAUUACAAAGUGUGUGUCACUCUAAUAAUUAUACUAGUCUCUAUCACGAAGAAUACAAAUUGUUUACUUAUAAUUGAAUAUUAACCAAAUUAUCCAAACAAAUAUUUCUAAUAUUAGAUUAGUUAUGGUGGAAGUUGGUUGUAGACAAGAAUACGCUUUGACUAUGUUAUUUUUUUUUUUGUGGUAAGACGUAAAAUUGCACAAACAUGCACGUUAAAAACUUGUAGGGCCGAAAUACAAAAGAUGAAUAAAUUCAGGGGUCUAUUUGUUGGAAAUAUGAGAAAAUUAAUUUUGUGGCGUUGGAGAAAGGAACAAGUUGGAGCUGCUCGAGUCUGUUUUUUGGUCGCGUUGGCGGGACAGUCUGUCAUGCUUGUGUUUGCCCCUCGGUUUUCGCUUUUAUUUACGGUUUUCGCCAUUAUAUUUAUUCUGACCAUUUUGCCCUUAGACGGUGACCUUUCCGUUGUGCUUCUAUUUCAUUAUUUUUUAGAUCCUAUGGUCAAACUCUUUUCGUGUUUAUCCAUUUACAAAGUCUUUGAAUGUUAUUCAUUAUUAUUAGGGUUCUCUUAUUAUUAAUGUUUACUUUUAAAAAGGUUUCUUGACUUUCAUAAUUAAGUCGUACAAGAGCUAGCUACAGUAUUUAGGGUUAUUGGUUCAUGAUACGUAAUGCAAAUGCAACUUGUGGAAGUUGAUAGUUAUUAGGGUUAUUCGGCAGUUUGG
Molecule: messenger RNA, 882 nt
Organism: Arabidopsis lyrata subsp. lyrata
Lineage: Eukaryota; Viridiplantae; Streptophyta; Magnoliopsida; Brassicales; Brassicaceae
Source: RefSeq, a predicted model, not a curated record